AUAGUCAAUAUAUUAUUCAAAAAUAGAUUUAUAUAAACCCUUUCAAUUAUCUUCCCCAAUCAUUUAUUCUUUGAGUGAAACCAUUCCUAAAGCUUCUUGCUACCUUUUGCAUCUUCAUCCUUCAAACUACUAAGGCGUAGUUCUGAACUGAAGCAUAGUUAUUGUUGUUCCUUCAAACUAUUGAGGCGUAGUUCGGAACUGAAACAUAAGUAGUUGUUCCUUCAAACUACUGAGGCGUAGUUCGGAACUGAAGCGUAGUUAUUAUUGUUAGCUUCAAUUAUGGCUAAGAUUUGUCCGGAAUUAAUGUUACAACAAUCUUCUUCUUCGUCGUCUCCUUAUGUGACAUCAAUAAGAGAAACAUUUACAAUAUGGAUGAAAUCUUUAGUUUUCCACGGAAAUGGUUGUACUGUCUUUAAUUCUAAAGGUGAUAUUGUUUUUAGAGUUGAUAACUACCAAGAAAGUUGUAGAGAUGAAGUUUGUCUCAUGGAUCUCAAAGGCCAAGUUCUUUUCUCCAUUAAAAGAGAGAAACUACGAGUUCUUGGUCGUUGGAAUGGCUAUGGUUGUGGUGGAAUAAAAGGGAGGCCAUUGUUUCAAGUAAGGAGGAAUGGCAUAUUUUCAAGAGAAGAUGUCAUAUGUAAUGUUGGGUGUAACGAAAAUGAAGGAAAUAGUUGCUACAAAAUUCAACAAUUGGAUAGAAAUUCAUCUUUUAAAGUCACAAAUACUGCUGGUCAAGUUGUUGCAGAGGUAAAACAAAAGAAAUCAUCAAAAGGAAUUGGCUAUGGUGAUGAUGUGUUAAGUCUAGAAGUGGAACCCAAUAUAGAUCACUCUUUAAUUGUGGCUCUUGUGACAAUAUGUGGCUUAAUUCAUGGCAAAUUAUGACCAACACCAACAAUUUCAUAUAAAAUUUCUUGAUUUGUGCGUGCCA
Messenger RNA from Nicotiana tabacum (common tobacco), 925 nucleotides. RefSeq names its product protein LURP-one-related 4-like. The record is from RefSeq and is a predicted model, not a curated record. NCBI's taxonomy places the organism in Eukaryota, Viridiplantae, Streptophyta, Magnoliopsida, Solanales, Solanaceae.